CAAAUCAAUCCACCACCUUGUAAAAUAAUGAUAUUAUAUGUAACUUUUAAUUAUAAACUGUUUCUGCCAUCCAGAAUGAUCCAUCUUUCUCACCAUGCCUCCUCUGCUGCUCCUGCUUCUUCAAAUCCUCACCCUGUUACUGCUCCUCAGUUUCCUCAAAUUCAUAUACUCCAUCAUAUGGAUCCCCUUAAGAAUCCAACAUCACUUCAAGAAGCAAGGCAUAGUUGGUCCUAACUACCGUCCGAUCACUGGUAACACGGCUGAGAUCCGCCGUUUAUAUGCUGAGGCUCAGUCAAAAUCAAUGUCGUCUUUGAACCACGAUGUGCUUCACCGUGUGUCUCCAUUUCACUACCAUUGGUCGCGGUUGUAUGGAAAGACUUAUGUAUACUGGUUCGGGUCGAGAGCCAGGUUGGUUAUAUCUGAUCUGGAUAUGAUUAAAGAGGUUCUGAUGAACACUGGCGGUGGGUCUUUCAAGAAGGUGGCGCAAAACCCUCAGGCUAAUCAGCUAUUUGGGGAAGGACUUGUUGUGCUCGAAGGCGAGAAAUGGGCUUUUCAUAGACGGAUCACAAACCAGGCUUUUAACAUGGAGCGAGUCAAGGGAUGGGUAUCAGAAAUUGUGGCUAGCACUGGGAAGAUGCUAAACAAGUGGGAGGAAAUACGAGGAGGGAGAGAUGAGUUCGAGAUGGAAGUGAACAAAGAACUUCAUGAACUUUCAGCAGAUGUUAUAUCUAGAACAGCUUUUGGAAGCUGUUUUGAAGAAGGGAAGCGAAUAUUUGCCUUACAGGAACAGCAAAUGCACCUCGUCUCUCAGGCCAUAAGGAGCGUCUACAUCCCAGGCUUCAGGUUUUUGCCUACCAAGAAGAACAAAGAGAGGUGGAGACUAGACAAGGAAACACGUGAAUCAAUAAGAACAUUGAUCAAGACUAAUAGCAGAGCCAGAGAAAAUUCAAGAAAUCUACUUAGUUUACUAAUAUCUUCAUAUAAAAAUCAGGAUGGAGAAGAAGAGACCUUAACAGAAGAGGAGAUUGUCGAUGAGUGCAAGACUUUUUACUUUGCAGGAAAGGAAACUACUGCCAAUCUUUUGACAUGGGCACUUGUUCUUUUAGCAUCACAUCAAGAAUGGCAACACAAGGCAAGAGAAGAAGUGUUUCGAAUCUGUGGUAAUGAGCUUCCAGUUGCAGAAAAUUUGAAUGACCUUAAGACUGUGAGCUUGAUAAUUAAUGAGACUCUGCGACUCUACCCACCAGCUGUGACGCUAAUUAGGGAAGCAUCUAAGAGCGUUAAGCUCGGGAACAUUGAUGUUCCUGCAGGCACACAACUGUAUUUGCCGCUGACUGCUGUCCACCAUGAUCCUGAUAUAUGGGGAGAAGAUGUAAAUGAGUUCAAUCCCUUGAGAUUUGCUGAGUCUAGAAAUCAUUUGGCUUCAUUUUUCCCAUUUGGAAUAGGCCCCAGAAUCUGUGUUGGACAAAAUUUAGCAAUCGUUGAAGCAAAAAUUGUCCUGGCGAUGAUCAUCAGAGGUUUCUCUUUUGUACUGUCGCCAACUUAUGCUCAUGCUCCAAUGCUUUUAAUGACCCUGAUGCCCCAAUAUGGUGCGCAGAUCAUCUUUAGCAGAAUUUCAAGUAUUUGAUUUCAUUGUCUGUAAAAGCAUUGAAAAACCAGAAUGAUUGUGCACCAAAUUUCACUGUAUUAACUCAUCAAAUUCAGGACCCAUUUGCGAGAA
Molecule: messenger RNA, 1720 nt
Organism: Manihot esculenta (cassava)
Lineage: Eukaryota; Viridiplantae; Streptophyta; Magnoliopsida; Malpighiales; Euphorbiaceae
Product: cytochrome P450 734A1
Exons: 4
Coding region: 95-1627 (510 amino acids)
Molecular function (GO): iron ion binding; heme binding; oxidoreductase activity, acting on paired donors, with incorporation or reduction of molecular oxygen
Source: RefSeq, a predicted model, not a curated record